Molecule: messenger RNA, 951 nt
Organism: Penicillium verrucosum
Lineage: Eukaryota; Fungi; Ascomycota; Eurotiomycetes; Eurotiales; Aspergillaceae
Product: polysaccharide deacetylase family protein
Exons: 4
Coding region: 1-951 (316 amino acids)
Biological process (GO): carbohydrate metabolic process
Molecular function (GO): hydrolase activity, acting on carbon-nitrogen (but not peptide) bonds
Source: RefSeq, a predicted model, not a curated record
AUGGGCAGAAAGCGCGUUCUUGUUGGCUACGGCGUUGACAUCGACGCAGUAGCUGGCUGGCUAGGCUCAUACGGAGGCGAGGACAGCGUAAACGACAUCAGUCUCUGGGCCGGACACGUCGGUACACCUCGCGUGCUGAAACUCUUCGAAAAAUACAACAUCAAAGCAACAUGGUUCAUCCCAGGUCACACCCUCGAUACCUUCCCCGAAGAAUGUGCAAUGGUCCGGGACGCCGGGCACGAGAUUGGAUUACACGGUUACUCGCACGAGAAUCCAUGCGACCUGUCCACGGAGCAACAACGCGACAUCCUUGACAAGACAUAUAAGAUGUUGACGGACUUCUGCGGAAAGCCGCCGCGCGGGAUUGUCGCGCCGUGGUGGGAGGCCAGCGCGGAGAUGGUUGAGCUAUUGCUCGCUUAUGGAAUUGAAUAUGAUCAUUCCAUGUCCCAUGAGGAUUGCCAGAUGUACUGGCUUCGGACUGGGGAUACGUGGACGAAAAUUGAUUACAAGCAGAAGGCGGAGACGUGGAUGAAGCCCCUUAUCAAGGGUAAUACUACCGGUCUUGUGGAGAUUCCUGGUAGUUGGUAUAUUGAUGAUUUGCCGCCGAUGAUGUUCAUCAAGAAUUCGGCGAAUAGCCAUGGAUGGGUUAAUCCACGGGAUGUUGAGGAUAUCUGGAAGGAUCACUUCGACUAUUUUUAUCGAGAGUAUGAUGAGUUUGUCUUCCCCAUGACAAUUCAUCCCGAUGUCUCUGGUCGGCCUCAUGCCUUGCUCAUGCAUGAGAGACUGAUUGAAUAUAUCAAUAGUCACGAGGGAGUGGAGUGGGUAACAUUUGAGCAAAUGUGCGAUGAGUUCAAAGGGAAGAACGAGCCACCUGCAGGCGCACUAAUGCCAGCUGCUCCGGGAGCAAUUGCAAAGGCAGAGGCAGAGGUGCAGGCAAAGCCACAAGACUGA